Messenger RNA from Choloepus didactylus (southern two-toed sloth), 2184 nucleotides. RefSeq names its product ribonuclease A family member 13 (inactive) (gene RNASE13). The record is from RefSeq and is a predicted model, not a curated record. NCBI's taxonomy places the organism in Eukaryota, Metazoa, Chordata, Mammalia, Pilosa, Megalonychidae. The transcript is spliced from 2 exons. Bases 725 to 1186 code for a protein of 153 amino acids. Gene Ontology annotation, molecular function: nucleic acid binding.
GAUACCCCAUUUUACAGAAGAGGAAAUAGAAGCUCAGGGAGCAGGGCCUACAGGCCAGAGAAAACAUCAAAGAAAGCCCAAGAACUUAAGAACUUCUGGCAAAGACAUUGGCACUAAGUGUUCUGAUGACACUAAAAAGGAGGAGACCAGAUAGCCUGUCUCUUUCCUCCUACGUGUCCAACCCCCUCGGCACAGGGACUGCUCAAACUCAGAGGACAUUCCAUCCUUCCAGACUGGUCUUUAUCCAGAAAUCUUUCUGACCUCUUCUCACCUCUGGGCUGUUCUUGGCCUCAGUUUAGAAGAAUCCUUGGCCCUGUGCAGCAGCUCUUCCAGCUCCUGCCUUUCCUCUGAAAUAGUCAGAGAAUCAUCAGCUCAGCCUGAAGGGGUAACCAGGGGGCCAGGGAUAAUCAGGAAGAGUCUCUCAAGGACAAGGAAGAUCUCUUGUUCUGUUAAGUGUUGCUGCUCACGGACUAGGUAAGGCUGAAAUCCUCAGGUGGACCAGGGGCGAGGGUGGAAUGGCUGAAGGGGGUCGACCAGCUGGGUGACUUUGGGCAAGCAUCUCCUCUCUCUGGGCCAUGAGGACCUGGGCUGGAUGAUCUUUGAGGUACCUUCCAACUCUUAAGAAUGUAGGGGAAGGAACAUAGGGAAGGCUGGGGAUGCUGGAGCUUCUGGGAAGAGAAGCAGACUCUUACCUCCAACCAUCUCAACUCUGCCAGCAGGAGGAAUGGCACCAGCUAUGGCCUGGCUCCUUUUCUUCCAGCUUGUUCUAGAGUCAGCUCUGGUCCUGGAUAUUAACAAGCUGAGUGCCAUCAAGAAAUUCCGCAACAUAUACACCGACUACCCCAAGGUUAACUACCCAAAAGGUUUCCAGGGAUACUGUAAUGGCCUGAUGGGCUACGUACGGGGCAAAAUGAAAAGCUGGUAUUGUCCAGGCACCCAUUACGUGAUACAUGCCCCAUGGACAAUCAUCCAGACAUUCUGCAAGUACAGCGAUAGCUUCUGUGAGAACUACAAUGAAUACUGCACAAUCACCCAGGACUCCUACCCCAUCACAAUCUGUUCCCUGGUCCCCAAACAGCCGCCUACCAGCUGCCACUACAAUAGCACCAUGGGCAACUACAGGAUCUACCUGCUCUGCUCCGGCAAGUAUGAUGCUGAACCAAUUGAUAUCAUUGGCAUCUCCUAGGGAAGGGGCGCUUUAAUUCCAAACCACCCCCUACCUCCGCCACUAUAGGCCAGCCUGUCCCCAUUCCCAAAAUUCUGAGCCCUGGCACAGGCUUCUUCCCUAAUUUCUAUGGCAGAAAGGGCCCCUUCCCAAGAGACCAGGCAGGUCAGAAAAAUGUCCAGAACUUUGGCCACCAUGUGAAGUUAUACUGUCUUCUAGGCCUUUUCCAAUUUGCCUCUACCUCCCUACUACCUCCAUCACCAUCCUCCCUCUCCCAGGCACAGUUUUACCCACCCAAAAAGCUGACUCUGGCCAGUUGGCAAUGACUGUCCAUCCACUGGGCCAGAUCCUGAAUCCUGGAUGGAGGCCCAGAGCCUCAGCUCACACCAUGACAACAGGCACCCAGCUUCCACAUCUCACCUCUGCAUCCCCACCACCCUUCUCUCCUCAGUCUUCCCCACUUCCCUUAGACCUGCCCACCAUCAGUCACCCACACAGGGAGUGUCUAUCUCUAGCUAUAGGAAUCUCCUCGAGACCCUUGGACUCAUUUUAGCCUCCCCAGAAUCUCCCUCAGUUCCCAAUAUACUCCUCUCUAUGAAAUCAUUGAUUCUCCUCUUGUGCAGCCUGCCCUUUCGUCCCUCCUUCUACCACGGAGCUCAGCGCUGCCUCUCCCCGACACUUCCAACCUUCUUUGGUCACCCUAUCUUCCUUUUUUCCCACCUCUUAUUUCCCUCUCAUCCUUCUCAACCUGGUUCACUGGAAUUUCAAGUUACCUUCUCUGUGAUCCAUUUCCCCAAAGUUUCCUGUUCAUUUUUCUUUACAGUAGCUCCUUACAACACCCCCCUGAACUCCAGUUGACAAGGCACAGGAUGAGGUAGGCCUAGCCACAGUCACAUAAAAGUUUUAUAUAAGAUAUAACCUUUGGGGGAAACUGGGUGAAGGGUACGUGGGACUUCUCUGUGCCAUUUUUGUAACUUCCUGUGAAUCUAUAAUUGUUUCAAAAUAAAAAGUUAAAAAAA